Molecule: messenger RNA, 1170 nt
Organism: Schistosoma guineensis
Lineage: Eukaryota; Metazoa; Platyhelminthes; Trematoda; Strigeidida; Schistosomatidae
Source: the annotation of a GenBank genome assembly
AUGAUACGUGGGAAGAAAAACUAUUUACCUCCAUGUCCCUUCGACUAUGGAUUUGGAAUUAUGUUUAAGUUACAUGAGGAUUCUAUAGCUAAACAUGAAGGAGAGCGUCGCAUCAUCAUCAUAGACACCCCAUCUUACGAAAUGCCCCUUAAUCAGUUCGAAUCAUUAACUAUCCAGAAUAAUGAAGAAACUACAGCAUUUCCUGAUGCUUUUCUUCAACUUGAUUUAGCAAAUGAUCUCCCAAGACAUAAAGAUCCUGAUGUAUCGGAGAUUUUAUCAGAAAAUCCUUUUAAAAAAGUUAGGACAAGAGGUCAAAAGGUUGAAAAAUCGAAACCAACCAAGAAAACAACAAAUUUAAAUAAAGAAACCAUUGAAAAACUCAAUGAGCCAUUACUACCAUCAACUGGUCAACCGGUUUUAAAACGUGGUCAGAAAGCUAAGCUAAAAAAAAUUAAACAAAAAUAUAACGAACAAGAUGACGAGGAAAGAAAUCUUCGUAUGAAAAUACUUCAGGGAGACGACGCCAAACCAAGUCAGUAUCACCAAAUUCUUGAACGUGAUCACUUGUCAAAUUUAAUUAAAGUCCCACAAUCUGUACGGGAUACUCAAGCUGUUCACAAUUCAGAUAGUAUACAAAAUAAUCAACCUGACUGUGAUAACAAUGAAUCAUUCAGUAAUUCAAGCAGUGAAAUUGACAAUCAUCCUGUCAAAUCAGAUGAAAGUGAAGAGGAUUUAAAAUCAUUAGGAUUGUUGACAAAUAUCCCCCAAAUACACGACACUAAUUACAUGGUACCCGAGUUUAAACAACGUUCUUACUUCGAAAUUAAAGCUCAAUUGGAUGCUUAUCGUCUAGCAAAUCCAGUAACUCCAGAGUUAAAACCUCCAACCAUAAAUGUACUUCAGGAACCUGCCAACAGUUCUGUGAAAUUAGCUAGAAUUACUGCCAUCUGGAAUUUAUGCCAUAAAAAUUGAAUUUGGUGCUGUAUUUUUUAUUAUCGGAGCGUUAUAUUGGAUUUGGGUAUGGGGAACAAUAAGAAAUCCAAAACCUCACAUUUCUAAUAAUCCUGAUGAACAAAUUGUAUCAGCUAGCUUCUUUUUCGAUAAUUCCCCUAUUCCGUCAAACAUUAUGUCUUGAAAAUAUUUUUAAUAAUUAUAAGUAACAAGUCUUUC